Micropterus salmoides (largemouth bass) is the source of this 5195-nucleotide messenger RNA. It is a transcript of the gene ppp2r5a, whose product is annotated as protein phosphatase 2, regulatory subunit B', alpha isoform. NCBI's taxonomy places the organism in Eukaryota, Metazoa, Chordata, Actinopteri, Centrarchiformes, Centrarchidae. Gene Ontology annotation, cellular component: cytosol; protein phosphatase type 2A complex; nucleus. Gene Ontology annotation, molecular function: protein phosphatase activator activity. The record is from RefSeq and is a predicted model, not a curated record. Gene Ontology annotation, biological process: signal transduction; protein dephosphorylation. Bases 974 to 2527 code for a protein of 517 amino acids. The transcript is spliced from 13 exons.
CUGCAGUCCACCGAACCGUGAAGUGAGACAGGCAACGACGGAGCGGCUUUACUGGGAGUGUUUUUAUGGCUGCCUGCUCAGCACGACGUCCGGUAAUUUGUUGUAUUUAAGAACGCUCGGGCGUUUUUAGAGGCCGUGUAAACGAAACUACAGCUCUGCAUUCGGCGAGGAAUGUAGUUAGUCGAGUGUGGACACGGCUAACUUUUAUGUGCUUAAUGAGACUCGGCCGUCGAGUGAAAUUGAACUUCAUCGAUCGCGGAUAGUCUGAAAAUACGCUCAGCUGAAGUGUAACUGGGAUGAAAAACAGUGCGUCACCUCUUGGACUUGGUGUUUUUACGAAGAACUACACGAAUUUAAUGGGGCAACUAUCUUUUGUAACUUUUUUCCCUCAACAGCGGUGCAAACUGUUGUCGUAGUGGCAGACAUUCACGUCAGCUAAUUUUAGCAAGCUAGCUAACUGUUAGGUACGUUAGCUGGAAGCCUAGCAGGACAGGAGCUUGCUACUGGCAGGACUUAACAACUAAUUCACCCAACUUUCUAUUUUAUGACAAUGUCUUUCAAACCUUUUGCAACAGGUAAACAUUUUGCAAACACGACAAAGCAGUAAAAACCAUAAAAUCUAGAAACGAUCAUUUUCUUGUGUUGGUAACGUUACCUCCGGGUUGUACUUCGGGUAUAGUCAUGAGUUGUAGUUUGGCUUUGUGGCUCUUGUUUUGAAGAUUGCUCCCGUGUUUCCGAAAGCAAGUUACCCCAACGAUGCAGUCUUUGGACACAGUCUAACCCCAGCGCUGAGCGACCAUGUUGGAUCAUACAGAAUAACAUAAGACUUGAGCAGGGGACGAGCUUCAAGUCGCGCAGUUGGCUAACAUAUUUUUGUGCUGAUGCGAACGGUAGGAACAGAAGAGGAAACCUUUCAUUUCACCUAGGGGAAUACAGUAGCUUGUCAGAAGUCUUCGUCAGUUUAUGCAUCAAAAUGUCGGCCAUCUCUGCAUCCGAGAAAGUGGACGGGUUUACGAGAAAGUCCAUGAGGAAGGCCCAGAAACAGAGGAAAUCCCAAGGCUCCUCGCAGUACCGCACUCAGACCGCUCCAGUUGAGCUUUCACCGCUGCCGCAGCUCAAAGAUGCCCCCUCAACAGAACAGCAGGAGCUGUUCACCCAAAAACUCCAGCAGUGCUGCAUGCUCUUCGACUUCAUGGACUCAGUGACAGACCUGAAGAGCAAGGAGAUCAAGAGGGCCACACUUAACGAGCUUGUGGACUACGUUUCCACCAACAGAGGGGUGCUGGUGGAGUCUGCUUAUCCAGAGAUCACUGAUAUGAUCUGCACCAAUAUAUUCCGGACUCUUCCACCAAGUGAUAACCCUGAUUUUGACCCAGAGGAGGAUGAACCCACUCUAGAGGCUUCCUGGCCUCAUGUUCAACUGGUCUACGAGUUUCUCCUACGCUUUCUAGAGAAUCCAGACUUCCAGCCCAGCAUUGCAAAGCGCUACAUUGAUCAGAAAUUUGUUCUGCAGCUGCUGGAGCUGUUCGACAGUGAGGACCCGAGGGAGAGGGACUUCCUCAAGACCAUCCUGCAUCGGAUUUAUGGAAAGUUUCUGGGGUUGCGGGCCUUCAUCAGGAAGCAGAUCAACAACAUUUUCUUGCGGUUCAUCUAUGAAACUGAGCACUUCAAUGGAGUUGCUGAGUUACUAGAAAUCCUAGGAAGUAUCAUCAAUGGGUUUGCGUUGCCUCUGAAGGCAGAACACAAACAGUUCCUUAUGAAGGUGCUCAUCCCGUUACACACCGCUAAAGCAUUGUCCCUCUUUCAUGCACAGCUGGCCUACUGUGUGGUUCAGUUCCUGGAGAAGGAUCCUACACUCACUGAACCGGUGAUCCGUGGGCUGCUGAAGUUUUGGCCUAAAACCUGCAGCCAGAAAGAGGUGAUGUUCCUGGGUGAAAUAGAGGAGAUUCUGGAUGUCAUUGAGCCAACGCAAUUCAAGAAAAUCCAGGAGCCACUGUUCAAGCAGAUCUCUAAAUGUGUUGCCAAUCCACACUUUCAGGUAGCAGAGCGAGCGCUGUACUUUUGGAAUAACGAGUACAUUCUCAGCCUCAUCGAGGAGAACAUUGACAAGGUUCUUCCAAUCAUGUUCGGUAGCCUGUACAGAAUCUCCAAAGAGCACUGGAAUCCGACAAUCGUCGCUCUGGUCUACAAUGUGCUGAAGACGUUGAUGGAGAUGAACUGCACGCUGUUUGACGAGUUGACUUCCUCCUAUAAAGCAGACAGGCAGCGGGAGAAGAAGAAGGAGCAGGAGAGGGACGAGCUGUGGAAGCAGCUGGAGGAGUUGCGACUCAGCAACGCCACUCUGGUCCAGAACAACAGCCACAGGCUCCCGAGUGUCCAGAACAACAACAACAACAACAACAACAACAAUAGUAGUAAUAACAAUGACAACCAGGACAAGAGCGUUGAUGCUGCUGUCGUCACCACAGACAACAAAGAGCCAGACGUCAGCGUGGCAGCCAGUGAGAGCACCCCAUGUGCCAAAUGACACCGGAUGUCAGUUUUUUAUUCCAUAAUGGUUUGACAUCGUGUUCAGGACUGUCAGUAGAGGAUUAACGGAGACGGAAAAACACAAAUUGCACCUCAACAGUAUAACAAAUCUGCUUAGAGUGACUUAGAACGCCAGCAUUUCUUUGGCAGAAAAAAAUUAUAUAUUUCAACUUAAGACUAUUUUUGGAUGUUACAGUGUGGCUGCAGUAUAUUGUUUAUUUGUCUGAUCAAAGAUGUAUCCUUUCACAUGUAGUUUCUUAACUGAAAAUGAUUUUUUUUUGCUAUAUUCAUUGUGUGAUACUGGGGAGGGAAGAAAGUAAUAAUGACUUGAAUUUAAUGUUUCCAGUUGUGCUGCACUUAGACAAGCUGAAUAGCUAUUUAAAGAUGUCUAUUUUUUAAUGUGCUUUUUCCUUGUUGCUGCCAACAUUUGGGUGCACACCUUAAGGAAGAAGGGAACUGCAGACUUUGGGAGUAUUUGGGGCAGAUGGGACCAGAUUCAUAAUUAGACAUUUGGUGUCCAUUAUUGUAUAGACAAGGGCUGUUAUCAGGAGCAGAAGAAGCCGGAGGACAGUUGUCUCCCAUUAGAGAUGAGAGAAUGGGAGGUGAAUGGCCAAAAAAUUAUAAAUCCUAAAAACAAAUAAUCUCAGAUAUGGAUUUAUAUCUCUCUAAGUGACUCUAGUUGGGACUAUGAAGUUAAAACAUGUUCACUAUUGGGGUAGAUGUCAUAUUUGUAGAUUAUUUUUGGUGUUGGUAAAUGUUUUUUUUUUGUUUGUUUUUUUUCUAGGUGAAAACGUGAGGUUAAUAGUUGUAACACAACACCUGCAUUUGUAAGAUUAUUUACACUAAAGUAUUGAGACAGGGCUUUGAAAUGUUUUUCAGCCUGACUGGAAUUAAAGGAAUGGUUCAAGAGUUCGAUGACAUGAAAUCACUGUCAUGUUUGUACUAUAAUGAUGAAGCUACAGCUUGUAGCCAGUUAGCUUAGCUAAGCACAGAGACUGAAAACAGGGGGACCCAGCCAGCUCUCUCUAAAGUCAGACCGACUUGAGCCCUGCAUGAGAUAAACACAGCCCUCAUUUAUUGGAAACUUAAACCAGGCUCAACUUUUGGUGCAAAGUGAGUCAUACAGCGAGGAGCUACGUUGGCCAGUCACAUGCAUACAAGCAUACAUUCCUGGUAGAUUACUUUGUAACAUAUACGCCUUCUUUUGACUUUGCGGACGUCGUGACCAAAGAUAAUAGAGUUUUUAUUUUACUUUCCAGAGUUGCAAAAUCCUGUCAGGCUAUUACAAACCGUUGUGCAUUGUUUUGGCAUCUUGAAUGCAUUCAUCUGCUACUUCUGUUACUGUUACUUCCUGAAUCGUAUUACAUUGUGUCAUUGGUACCUUAAACAACACCAAUACCAAAGCACCCCGUUGUGUUUUGUUUUGGUUUUUUUGGGGGUUUUUUAGCACAAAGAUGCUUUUGGUCUAAAUCCAGCCAUCAACACUUCUAAAACACAUUUUAAAUUCUGUCCUUGACGAGCUAAUUAAAAUGUUUUAUCUUGUUUGUUUGAUCCAUACAAAAACCAAAGUGUUAAAAGGACCGUUUGCACACUUUCUGAAUUUUUUUUCUUUUCUGAAAGUUUUUACACUUGGCUGUUUGUACCGAUCAGACAAAUGAAAUAUAAAGUGUUGAAAUAGCUUGAGAGCUGCUGGUUGGUGCUUUUUGUCACCUUUGGACAGAGCCAGGCUAGCUGUUUCCAGUCUUUAUGCUAAGCUACACUAACCAGCUUAUGGCUGUAGUUCAUAUUUGCCAAUAUAGACAUGAGUGUGGUAUCAAUCUUCUCAUCAAACUCUUGGCAAGAAGGAUGGUUUUUCCCCAAAUGUCGAGCUAUUCCUUUAAAACAAAUGGAUUUAAGAAAUAAAAAGACCCACAGUACUAUAUUUUUUGGAGUAUUUAAGGCAAAUAUUUCUGAAUGUUUCAUCGUGCAGAGGAUUCUGAUGGGAUACAGGAUGUGCUUGAGUGUAUAUUUGUUGAGUGCGUAUAUGUGUAUAUGUUAGUUUCGAGGCUACUUAAAGGGAAAUGCCACUCAAUUUAAGAUUUUAUGUACAGUAUAUUGUUUCUGUGGUCUAUGAAAGUGCAGUCAGUGCUUGGGAACAUAAAUGGUUGUCAAACAAAGAUUUGUCUUUCCACUGAUCUGGUGUUUUACAAUACACAUGGGGCUGAUUUUGUGUAUUGGUUUUUUUUAUAUCCAAACAAAGUUCAUUAUGAAGUAGUGAUAUCAAGAAAAUUUACGCUUAACACCAGAAAAUCCCACAGGACUGUUUUUACAAGUAAUCUUGACCAUCAAUGCCUGUUCACUCCCUGCAUCUUCAGACUUCAUUACAACCGUACAUUUGCUUUUAUUUUCCAGUGUCUGAGGCUGGGGGUUGAUAAAUGUGUUCAUCUGACUGCCAUAGAUCAUAGGAACAACGUGUUGCGUUUUUAAAAUUGAAUGGUGUUCCCUCUGAACCCUGCUCUCUUACUUUUGAUUUCAUAUUUUUAGGUCCAGACUCUUCUGAUGCCUUUCUGUCUGUACAGCAUUCCGACCUCUGUGACGUUUAAAAACUGCGUGGGGGAACCUGUUUUGUAAUCGCAGAUCUUAUUUAGGUUUCACCAUCAAAUAAAGUCUUUAUCUUUCUACUCACA